Molecule: messenger RNA, 1470 nt
Organism: Nicotiana tabacum (common tobacco)
Lineage: Eukaryota; Viridiplantae; Streptophyta; Magnoliopsida; Solanales; Solanaceae
Source: RefSeq, a predicted model, not a curated record
CAGGCAGGUCGUAGGAGAGGUGCUAGCAUCCUUUGCUUUGAUGAAAUACAGACAGUUGAUGUUUUUGCUAUUGUGGCAUUAUCUGGAAUUCUUAGUAGAUUGUUGAGUACUGGAACUGUUCUGGUGGCAACCAGUAAUCGUGCUCCAACGGACUUAAACCAGGAUGGUAUGCAAAAGGAGAUCUUUCAAAAGCUGCUAAAAAACCUUGAGAAGCAUUGUGAAACAGUUCUGAUAGGAAGUGAAGUUGAUUAUCGCCGCCUUAUUGCUCAGAGAUCUAUAGACCAGGUCCACUACAUUUGGCCUCUUAAUAGCAACACUAAACGAGAAUUUGAGGAUAUUUGGAAUAAGAUCAGUAAAGAGGUCAGAGGAAGCAUCACCUCACAGACUAUUCCUGUGAUGUUUGGAAGAACAUUGGAAGUUCCUGAGAGCUGCAACGGGGUGGCACGGUUCACCUUUGAGUAUCUCUGUGGUCGGCCGCUUGGAGCAGCAGAUUACAUUGCAGUGGCUAAAAACUAUCACACUGUUUUCAUUUCUGAUAUUCCGAUUAUGAGCAUGCGUAUCCGUGACAAGGCAAGAAGGUUUAUCACCCUCAUCGAUGAAUUGUACAAUCAUCAUUGCUGCCUAUAUUGCACUGCUGACUCUUCAGUAGAGGAUCUAUUUCAAGGAACAGAAGAAGGAACACUUUUUGAUUUGGAAAGUUUCCAGUUUGAGACAGAGAUGGAAGGUACAAAGCUCCGGCGAGAUGUUUUAGCAGAAGGCAAUGUUAGUUCAGGGGGUGCUCCAUCUGGCAUUACUUCCAUGCUAUCUGGUCAAGAGGAGAAGUUUGCAUUUCGACGAGCUGUCUCCCGCAUGAUUGAGAUGCAGACACCUUUAUACCUCGAAGCAGUUCAGCAUUUCCAUCCCUAUUUUGAUUCUGCGCACAGAGAGUUUGAAAACUAUAGUGCCAACUAAGGACAACGGCCUAUGUGAUUAGGUGUAUUUAUAAAAACUUUCUUGACAAUUUUUUUCCACCCUUCCAAUUGUCUUGUUCCUAGUUCUCUUUUGGGACAAGACAGGCUGUUCGAAGAGAAAAGAAAAGGAAGUCAGGGUGUGGCACAGACGUUAGGAUAAUCGUGUGAGAUUUCUCAUGAUUAAAUGGACAUAAUACCAGUGGCUAAUAUAUUUUCAGAUUACAAAGUUGAUUUCUUUGGUUAGCUAGAUCAAUAAGAAAGGAAACGUUUUUAGCCUUUUGCUGAUUAGCCAUCAAUUCCAGUUCCUCUUAACCAAGGAAAAUUGGAAACAUGAGAGAUCUUCAGAGCUUAGUGCUUUGAGUCUGCAGCAUUCCCAGAAUUUGAAAUGUAAUCUAUCGUCAGUUGAGUUUUGUGACAUUGCACAAUUGUGUCUUCUUUUUUCGCACCUGUAUGUUUCUUUUUUCCCCUUCUUUGGGAUGAACUAGAUGAAGACUUGUCAAUAGAGACGGGUUUCAUAGUA